UCUAAACCCCGACUAGACCUCUGAAAACUUAGAGGCCGGCAGCGCGGUUAUAGACGGAGCACGAUGGCCUACUGACUCAGGGCCCAGAGUAGGCCCAAUGAGAGUCAUAUCAAACAUAAUAAAAAAAUGAUCUGAGAGCCCAAUAUUUUCUAUAGCCAGCUCACACACCACGACAACCCAGAAUAGUACCAAAUCCAGAGUGUGACCCUUCUUAAGAGGAAGAAAUUAACAUAACAAAGCUUAGGUGUCUCAAACCUAAGUUAAAUCUACUUCAACCUACUAAAUUCAUUUCAGCAGACAACACUUCUUUCUGGAAAGUUAAGCUUUUUAUUUUAUUUAUUUAUUUAUUAUUAUUUAGUGAAGAUGAGAGUACUACAGACGGCUUUACAAAUUCCUGACAGCUUUAAUGCACAAGCUGAUGGUACACACUGGAUAAUACAAUCACAGCUCACACCAAACUGACACUUUUCUCAUAUGCAGAUGAGCAGAGGCACGUGUUUCACAGAAGGCAUUUUGAUAGCACCUUUCUAAAGGUUAUACAGCCUAAAGAGAUAAAUACAUCGAAGUAACUUUAGAAGCACAUGUUUUGCUCGAGUCACUUAUCCAAAGUGAGUUUUUACACCAUCGUACCCUAACAAACCUUAUAAAUUAAGGUUUGUUGUCAAACACCCCUGCUGAAGUACAGUCACAGAGGGUCGUGAUAUGGCGUGGACUCCGUCUAAAAUAGCCUCCCUGCGCGCUGGACCCGUGUGGAGCGGCGCAGUUGUUGCGCAGAGUGGCAGGUGUGCGCUGCGGGUGAUUUACGCAGUCAACCGAGGCGCUCUCCCACUCAUUCAGCACUGACCAGCACAGCUUGGCACAAUUAGCAUUACAGCUCUGGGCGCCCUUUUAAUAAUCCUUUGUGGUGGAUAUGCGGUGAUUACACGGCUCGUUUCACGGAGUUGACAGAGGUUGGACAAUGUGCUAAUGAUGUUGCCAUUCAGUGGAUGGGUUUUGCACCUUUGUUUAUUAAUUUUUUUCCAGAGCAAGAGCAUCAGUCUGACACUUGAGGUAAGAAUAGCUUACAGUACUUAUUAUGAUAAUGAUCCACAUGUGACAUAAUUGCUUUUGACUUAAUUAAUUCAGAACUGUUUGUGUAUCAUAAUAUAACGUAUCGCUUAAAAAAGACAAUCAACAGAUUUUUAUUCAAAAAGAUUACAAUAAAAUACAGUAAAAUCACAGCUUUUUUUAAUGGAUGAAUCACCAAACAUGGCAUUGCUGACCGAUUAAAAGCCGAGCAGAGCAUUUGUUAUUUGUGUUUGCACGUGUCUCCAUCAUGUGGCUGUUGUGUGCAGUGAACCUCUGUUUUCCAAGCCAAAGUAAGUGUAAAGAGCUCCAGCAGUCUACUAAGGCUGUGUCUGUAUGGAUGGGAAUGGGAACACGGGCUGCCUGCAAUAACCAUGUACAAAUUACAUGGAAACAUCACAUUAUCAUCAUACUGCUGCUUGUUCUCCUUUUAGCUUCACAUGCAUGGGCCCAGUGUAGGAUCCUGAGGUGUAACUCAGAAUUUGUGGCUGCAACAUUGGACCUGGGAGGCAGUGGUGGUGGUGGGAAAGAUCCAGGCAAUGUGGGCUACUGCAGUGCCCUGCGCUCCUAUGCUACCUGCACCCGGCGCACUGCCCGUGCCUGCCGUGGUGACUUGGCUUACCACUCUGCAGUGCAGGGCAUCGAGGACUUGCUCAUCCAGCACCGCUGUCCAAAGUCUGGGCCCACAGCUCAACCCCGCCCUCUACCCCAGGCCCCAGUAUCUGGGGAUGCCUGCUUUUACGAGAAAAGCUAUGUGCAGCGUGAAGGCCGUGCACCAGAGUACCUGCACUGCGGUGUGUUCGGAGACCCUCAUAUCCGCACCUUCAACAAUGAGUUUCAGACGUGUGCUGUACCUGGAGCCUGGCCCCUCAUUGACAACCAGUUUCUCUACAUACAGGCCACCAGCUCACACACUAGAGAGAGCUCCUAUGCCACUGCACUCACCAAGAUCACUAUAAUUUUUAAAAACUGGCGGGAGUGUGCUGAGCAACAGAUUUACCAGGCAGAGGUGGACAAUGUCCCUGCAGCAUUUGUAGAUGGUUCUACAAGCAGUGGUGAGCGGCGAGGUCAGCACAGCCUGCAGGUGCGUUCCCAGGCCCUGGGACGCCAUUCUGAGAUCCGGGCAGCACACAUCGGCACCACAGUGGUGGUACGUCAGAGCGGCCACUCACUGGGGCUGGCUGUGCGCUCUCCACGUGCUAUUAUCGAGUCAUAUACCCCCGAGCAGGACCUGCAGCUGUGCCUGUGGGGAUGUCCAGCCUCUCAGCGCUUACACACACCAUCUGUGUGGCCCACCACGCUUGCAUACAUACACUGCUCAUCUCUACUUCCAGCCCAGGACGUCUACUUCCAGGCAUGCCUUUUUGAUCUGCUGGCCACUGGGGACAUGAACUCCAGCUCAUCUGCGCUCGAGGCUUUGGAAGAUGCCCGAGCCAUGAUUACUGACCCACAAAAGGUGCAUCUAGUGGCAGCUGCAGCAAACAGGCAAUCGUCAUGGCUCAUAGCAGUAUUCAUGCCUAUGCUUACAUUUAGACUCAUAUUUUGAAUGUGAUCAUGCUGAUAUCACUCAAAUGGCAGCUAUUUCCUAUUUUAAGGUUUUAUAUAAAAAAAAAUAGCUAUACCUCUUUCAUGUCAUAUUUUCUCAGAACCUUGGUGACUGAACAAUCAAACAGAUUUUUUGUAAAAUCGAUCAAAAUGGGGUUAAUAUGUCCUGAUAUAUGAUUAUAUUUGACCUGCAGUAUUCUCCAGUAACGUGGGAUGUUAAUUUUAUUUUCAGAUAUAAGUUAAAUUGAUAAAAUAUUUCAAUAUUAGAAUAUUAUUUAAUGUAUGAAUCUUUGUUAUUAUGACUACUUUGAAAGAUUUAUAACUGUAAUUGCUGUCCAACAGGAUGUACUUGAGAAGACAGUCUGGAACUGUCUCUUGGGAAAUUCAGUAUUAUGUUAUUUAAAAAUAUGUUAGUGAAUAGUACGAUCUUUUUCAGUUCAUGUCAAAAACAUCCAAAAGUAUUAGAAUGUAGGCCUUCUGGUGCCAGAAACAAUGGCUCCUAGAUUUAAAACCACUUUUUUUCAACUGUCAAAUGUCCUUUUUAAAAAUGUGCACACAUAUGAAUAUCAAUACAUGAGUAAAAUGUUACACACUUGCUUAUUUAUUUAUUUAAUUUUACAAGUUCCCUGUUUAUGGCAGCACAGUGGUGAAGCAGGUAGCAUUACUGCCAGACAGCUCCACGGUCCCAUCAGUUUCCUCUCAUCUCCUAUAAAACCAUGCCAGUUGGUAGGUUGGAUAAAUUGCUCCUAGGUGUGAAUGAGUGCCCUAUGAUGUGCUCCAGAUCCACCACAACACUGAGCAGGAAAAUACAGGUAUUGAAAGUGAGUAUGUAGCCUGUUGACAGCACCCAUGAAAGGCAUGCAUGAAGAAGGGGGAGGGGAAAAAUAAUAUUUUUGGUUAGCCAUUUAUUACUUUCUAUAGGAAUAAAUUUUGCUGCCUCACAGCUCCAAGGUUCUCAAUUCAAUCCUGAGCUCAGACUACUGUCUGCGCUGAGUUUCUCUGCAUGAUCUCCCUGUGUGUGGGUUUCAUCUGGGUUCUGGUUUCCUCCCACACUGGUAGGUGGAUUGGCUACU
Molecule: messenger RNA, 3683 nt
Organism: Ictalurus furcatus (blue catfish)
Lineage: Eukaryota; Metazoa; Chordata; Actinopteri; Siluriformes; Ictaluridae
Gene: hjv
Product: hemojuvelin BMP co-receptor
Exons: 4
Coding region: 1316-2611 (431 amino acids)
Biological process (GO): BMP signaling pathway
Cellular component (GO): plasma membrane
Molecular function (GO): coreceptor activity
Source: RefSeq, a predicted model, not a curated record